Chara braunii is the source of this 2214-nucleotide messenger RNA. NCBI's taxonomy places the organism in Eukaryota, Viridiplantae, Streptophyta, Charophyceae, Charales, Characeae. The record is from the annotation of a GenBank genome assembly.
ACAUAGAAAUGGCGAGUGGGGUUGGCGAUCUUGAGGACAGGGGCCGUGGUGAUGGUUUGCUUGAGUAAGUUGAAAGCGUGUUGGCGACGAUCGUUCCAAUGGGAGGGCUCGUCCUUGCGGGUGAGUUCGUGGAGAGGGUAAGAGAUCUCGAAAAAGUUGCGAAUGAACGGGCGGUAAUAGUUGGCAAGGCCACGGAAGGAACGAAGUUAAAGGAGGGUCUUGGGUGGGGGGUACUCGACGAGGGCUGUGACUUUCGAGGGGUCCAUACGGAUGUCUUCGGCGGAGACAAUGUGGUCGAGGUAUUCGACGCUCGAAGCGGCAAACGUACAUUUGUUGAGCUUGGCGUAAAAUUUUUGCUCUCGGAGGAUCGAGAGGACUGGGCUGAAGACAAGGAUGUUAUCAAGGCAGACGACGACACAAACUUCGAGGAGGUUGUGGAAGAUGUGGUUCAUGGUAGAUUGGAGGGUAGUGGGGGCAUUGGUGAGUCUGAAUGGCAUCACGAGGAAAUCUUAGUGCCCGAACCGAGAGCGGAAGGUGGUCUUGUGGGUGUUCUCCUCGCGGAUACGGAUCUGGCGGAAGCCACUGCGAAGGUUGAUCUUGGUAAAGUAGUUGGCUCCACGGAGAUGAUCAAGGAGCUCGGAAAUCCGAGGAGGGGGCGGGCGCGGGCUGGCGAUGGGGGUGGAGGAGUCGAUCGUGGUGAAGCAUGCGCGAGAGUCAGCAAGGGGCAUGUCGGGUUCGUGGGCGAGGGCGGGUGCAAGGUCUUUGUGGCAUACUCGUUUGAUGUGGGAGAUGAACGCAAAGUCGAGAAUGACGGUGGUGGGGAGGUGUUGGUGGAGGGAGAGGACGUAUUGGACGAAGCGUCUGUGGGACCGGUCUGGCGGAGGUGGCAGAAUUGUUCAAGGGGGGGGGGGAGGGUUGAGGAGGAAGGGUUGGUGGAUAUGGUGGUAGAGGUGGUAGGAGUGGAGGAGGUCGGCGGGGGGGUGUUGCUGGAAGCGGCUGUGGAGGAGGGAGUGGUCUAUGUUGUGGAGGUCGGAGGUGCGGCCGUGGUGACGACCGUGAUGAAGGGGUUGUUCCCUUCGAACGUGGUGACGCAGUCGGAUAUGGACGAUAUGGAGGCUUUUAUGUCGUUGAGAGAGGCGGUGACGGAGGUUUGGAGGGUGUUGAGUGUGUGGAGGAUGGCGGAGAGGUCGGUGGUGGUAGUGUUUGCUGGUGGUUGUUCGCCUGCGAGGUUGCGGGUAAUGCUAUCGACCGAGUCGGUGCGGAUGUCAGACAUGUUGAUGGAGGAUGCGGCCAUGUCGGGGGAAGAGGGGGUGGACGACGUGGCCGGAAGGAAUGUGGAGGAUGCAGCAGCAGCGUCGGCGUCGGCGUCGACUCGUUGGGAGUUCUUGGUUUGGCGUGGUGGCAUGUGGAGAGAGGUUAAGAAGAAGUUGAUCAAGCAGGCCAAGAAGUUGGCCUUGCUGGAGGAGCAGGCGGCGAAGAAGAAGAAACUUAAGGAGGAGAUGGAGAAAUUGAAAAAAGAAGAGGAGAAGAAGUUGAAGGCGGUAGAAAAAGAGGAAGUGGAAGUGGAGGAGGAGGUCCCCUUAGAAAGAAGGACCAGAACGAAAAAGGGAGAAUCGAGUGGCACGAAGCAGGGGGACCAGUGGAUGGAGAAAAAGAUAUCAGAGUGGGUUGCAAAUCUGUCACUUGGAGACGAAGAGGAAGCGAUGUUGUAUGUUACCAGGGCAGAGCAAGAGGCGGUGGUGAAAGAGUUAGAGGAAGAGGAAGACCCCUUACACCGCCAGACCAUAGAGGAGGAGAAGAAGUUGGAGUGGAAGUUGCGCCUCGCAAGAGAAAAGAAGCAACGGCUGGAUGCAACAGACAGGGUGGCAAAGGAAUUGAGGGUGGUGGAGGAGCAAAGACAACAGAUGGAAAACCAGGCAGAUGCGUUGGGGAAAAUGGAAAUCAUGGCCACGAAUAUAAAACUUAUGGCGAAGGCCCAAUAGGAGCAAUAUCAAUUGGUUAGGGGCUUCGACAUCGCUUUACAACCCAUACGCCUGGGUUUUAGAUAAUUUGCGCAAGAGAUGAUGAUGUAUGUGGGGACAAAAAUGAAGGCUAGAAUAGAAAGCACGGAACGAUUUUGCACAGGCGCCAUAGAAGGCGCCAAGCUUGCUGCUCCAAAGGAGGAGGAAGCUCGCCCCUGUAGAGAGCCAGUUAAAGUAAAAUUUCCUGAUUCCU